AUGAAGUUGAGAGCUCUGGCGGACAAGUUCUACACCAUUCCGGAGGUUCUCAACGAAAUCAGAGACAGACAGGCUCGUAACGACCUAGCCAUGCUUCCCUUUGAUAUCCAGGUCAUCAACCCAACCGAGGCCUCUGUUCGUGCAGUCGCUGCAUUCUCGAGAAAGACCGGUGAUUAUGCUGUCUUGUCUGCGACCGAUCUGCGUGUUUUGGCCUUGACCUACCAGCUUGAACUCGAAAACUGCGGUAUGAAGCGUAUUCGAACGGAGCCCCAUCGACCCAAUGUUCAAGCCGGGAACAAGAAGCCUGCACCACCAAAGCGUACCAAGCACUCUGCCAAAGAGAUCACUGGGGAUUUUGAGGAGGACGAGUCGACUGAGCAGACCAAGGAGGGCCAGGAACAGCAAGAGACUAAUGAGCAAGGCAACACUGUUUUGGUGGAGGAAUCAGAUGAUGAAGAUGAGGACGAGGUGCAGGUGCAGGACAUUACAGAUAAGCUCGAUAAUAUGUCAACAGCCGAAACUGCAGUAGAGGAGCAGCAAGCCAAAUCUUCAACCACAGUAACCGCAUCUGAAUCAGUAGAGGCAUCAGAGGACUCCACUGCAAAUGCCGAGGUCAAUGAGGGCGAAGAAAAGGUAGAAGGCCAGGGAAACGAGGACGACGAUGAUGAUGGCGAGUGGAUCACGCCGGAGAACGUCAAAAAGUUCAAGCGCCAUGGUACAUUGAAGUCCAAGAAGAAGGUCCGCCAGCCACAGUUCAUGCAAGUUGCCUGUACGACAGGGGAUUAUGCCAUGCAGAACGUGCUUUUACAGAUGGGGCUCAACCUGUUGUCGAUCGAUGGACUCCGGAUCAGCAAAGUCAAGAGCUGGGUUCUCCGCUGCCAUGCCUGCACUAAGGUCACAUCCGAUAUGGAGAAAAAGUUCUGCCCGAGCUGUGGAAACUCUACCCUGAUGCGCACAUCAACCAGCACAGAUCAGAACGGCAACGUGAAGUACUAUCUGAAGAAGAAUAUGGUCUACAACCUCCGCGGCACAAAGUACUCGAUCCCCGCACCCAAGGGCGGUCGCAAGAACAACGAUCUGAUUUUAAGGGAGGAUCAACGCGAGUAUGAGCUGUCGAUGAAGUUCCAGAGGCGGCAAAAGAAGAUUGAUGCUUUUGACCCAGACUACGUUCCCCGUCUGCUCGAAGGCCAGAUCGAUGUCAGGAAUCCCUUUGGCGCACCAGUGAUUGGAUAUGGAAAAAGGAACCCUAACGCGGUUAAAAAGAACCAGACCUUGAGGAGGAGAAGAUAG
Messenger RNA from Gamsiella multidivaricata, 1290 nucleotides. RefSeq names its product Nin one binding Zn-ribbon like-domain-containing protein. The coding region runs from base 1 to 1290 and encodes 429 amino acids. The transcript has 3 exons. Gene Ontology annotation, biological process: ribosomal small subunit biogenesis; maturation of SSU-rRNA. Gene Ontology annotation, cellular component: preribosome, small subunit precursor. Gene Ontology annotation, molecular function: RNA endonuclease activity. Lineage: Eukaryota; Fungi; Mortierellomycota; Mortierellomycetes; Mortierellales; Mortierellaceae. The record is from RefSeq and is a predicted model, not a curated record.